Molecule: messenger RNA, 669 nt
Organism: Ilyonectria robusta
Lineage: Eukaryota; Fungi; Ascomycota; Sordariomycetes; Hypocreales; Nectriaceae
Exons: 1
Coding region: 1-669 (222 amino acids)
Source: RefSeq, a predicted model, not a curated record
AUGCUUGCCUACCGACUACGCAACCAGUCAUUCAUGCAGCAGAGCCUCAAUUCGACACCAGCUCACAUGAAUCCUUCCGCAGCUCUGUCACCUGCUUCCAUCUCCGACGACGACUUUCUGCCUCGGCGCGACUUCUCCUGUCAUGACGAUUCCAUGGCCAUGGAAAUUGAUGACGCCGAGGACGACCUGACAAUACCUACUAUCCCCAAUCGUAAUCAACGUCGAGGGUGUCGGAAAGGCUUAGGAAUUAUUGUUCCCAGUCCACCGUCGGAAUCCCCCGGUUUUAUUCAACCUUCACCUACCGCCAUCAAUCCUCCCGCAGAUGUCAAGGCUCAAGCUCAGAGUACUAACCCAACAUUGUAUGGGCCAUCUCUGGAUCUGGUCUGCCCUGAGCUAGAAGUGGAUGAGGGUUAUUGCGAAGAAGAAGAUGACUUCUCUUGGCUCGAGCCAAUUGUUCACGUCAGAGAUGUUUCCCCAAACGACACCAGUUCGCCAGCCGGUAUUAGGAAACGAUAUGGGCUUCGAUAUAGGUCGUCUACUGAGGCUGCAACUCGGUGCAGCAAUGCCGUUCACAGCGUCCCCCGAAUGCGACGACGCGACAAAAGGCGUCGCCAGCAAUCAAGGGUGUCUGACGUAUCUACCGGCGAACGUGCAGUCAACGUAACUUGA